Argentina anserina (silverweed cinquefoil) is the source of this 2796-nucleotide messenger RNA. Its product is annotated as LEAF RUST 10 DISEASE-RESISTANCE LOCUS RECEPTOR-LIKE PROTEIN KINASE-like 1.2. Gene Ontology annotation, molecular function: polysaccharide binding; protein kinase activity; ATP binding. The record is from RefSeq and is a predicted model, not a curated record. The coding region runs from base 439 to 2478 and encodes 679 amino acids. Gene Ontology annotation, biological process: protein phosphorylation. The transcript is spliced from 4 exons. NCBI's taxonomy places the organism in Eukaryota, Viridiplantae, Streptophyta, Magnoliopsida, Rosales, Rosaceae.
AAGCAUGGUUCACGUUCUCUCUGCCGUAAUACGUGUGGUUCCCAGGAGUUGCAACUUGUAAGGGGUUCUUUGUCAAGGCCAUAAUCAUAUUUUGAAUAAUAUCUUUGGUUUGAAGAGUCAAGUAGUGAGUCAAGUCUUCGUAAUGAUCUGUGUCAAUGACGAAGUUGGGAAGGAAACUCACUCAUGCAUGGGCUUUAGCCAAUCAGCAGAGUGUGUUUGUCAAGCUUUUCAUAGGUUGUGCCCACCUCUAGCUCUUGUUUCUUUGUUCCAAGUCUUCCUAUCUGAUUCCCAAGUCAAAUACCGUGUUGAACAGAGCACUCUUACACAUUAUAUCAGUGUAGUAUUUUAGAAUGGAAGUAAACAGUUCUUCUGAUUUAGAGAAGUAGGUGACUUUUGUUUUAGUGCUAGUUUGUUCGGGGUUCAGACGGAAGUUCUUAGAUGGCUACCGUGGCUGUGUUCGUUUUCUAUGUCAUUGCACAUUUUCUGGUUGUUUACUCCGCAGAGAGUUGUCAAGAGUUCUUCUGUAAUGAUAUAGUAGGCAACAUCUCCUUCCCCUUCAAAAAUGAAACGCAGAAAUUUCCAGAUUGCGGAUAUUACACUGUUGAUUGUUCAGACCGCGGUAGUACGAAGAUCCAAUUUAAAGAGGGAGGUUACUGGUUUCAUUUUGAAAGCAUCACUCGAGCAAGUAGCGUUUCAAUCAAUGACAGCAAACUUCAGGAGCGCAUAGAGAACUUAGAAACAGAUGACUGCAAUGAUGCCCUUUUCAGUGAUUUAAGCCUUCCCAACUCUACUCGUAUCAUCCAUAUAUCCACACACAACCUUACCCUGUUCAGAUGCAGCAACACCAUGGACAAAUCUCUUUCAGAGGAUCCUAACUAUGCCUGCAGGAAUGCAAAUUACACAUACUUUACUGCAUCACAUGAUAGUUUAAACUGCUCAGCCUUUCAGAUUCCCAUACUUUCAUCCUUUCUUUCCAGUUUCUUUAAUCAUUCUGCAUUGACUGCUAAAUUCCCCCUUGAAGUGCAAUUUACCAAUGAAUGUGUCCAGUGCUUUACUCGUGGAGGUAAAUGCUUAGAAGACCAAGAAGAAUUUAAAUGUGAGCAUGCACAAAAUAAAUGCUUCGACGAAAAGGGACAGUUCAAUUGUUCCGUCGCAAAAGAAGGUAAAUGCCAGGAUGAGAAGGGACAAUACAAAUGUGACAAAGAAAAGAAUUUGAAGCGGAAGCUAGGACUUGGUAUUGUAGUGGGAGGUCCAGUGUUCCUUGGAAUCCUUGGAAUCCUUGUAGCCUGCUUCUUUCUCAUCAGGUGUUACAAAAAAAACCUUGCUUCUUCAAAAGGACUCUCUAGGAACUUUUCUUCUCAGCCCUACUCAAAAUCAGACCUAGAAGGGGGCAAUGCCUACUUUGGUGUUUCGGUCUUCACCUAUGAGGAACUUAAAGAAGCCACUAAUCAUUUUGACAGUGAAAAAGAGAUUGGAGAUGGAGGUUUUGGAGCUGUCUACUAUGGGAAACUCAAAGAUGGCCGGGAAGUUGCGGUCAAGCGUUUAUAUGAGCACAAUUUCAAGCGUCAGGAACAGUUUAUGAAUGAAAUUGAAAUUCUCACUCGUCUGCGCCACAAAAACUUAGUCUCCCUUUAUGGUUGCACCUCACGCCGCAGCCGUGAACUCAUACUCGUCUAUGAGUACAUUUCCAAUGGAACUGUUGCUGAUCAUCUCCACGGUGACUUAGCAGAAAGUUGUCCACUUACAUGGCCUAUUCGUAUGAGCAUUGCUAUUGAAACUGCCAAUGCACUGUCUUACCUCCAUCUUUCUGACAUUGUGCAUCGUGAUGUGAAGACUACCAACAUUCUCCUCGACAACAACUUUACCGUUAAAGUUGCGGAUUUUGGGCUCUCGCGGCUUUUUCCCCUUGAUGUCACUCAUGUCUCUACUGCUCCUCAAGGUACCCCUGGUUAUGUUGAUCCAGAGUAUCACCAGUGUUACCAGCUAACUAGCAAGAGCGAUGUUUAUAGCUUCGGGGUUGUUCUCGUUGAGCUGAUAUCAUCUCUGCCAGCAGUUGAUAUAACUAGGCAUAGGCAUGAGAUCAAUUUGUCUAACAUAGCCUUAAACAAGAUUCAAAAAGGUUUAUACAGUGAGCUGGUAGAUUCAUGUCUUGGGUUUGAGUCAGAUCAUGAAGUAAAAAGGAUGACAAUUGCAGUGGCGGAGUUGGCUUACCAAUGUUUGCAGCAGGACAAUGAUGCAAGGCCUACCAUGUCUGAGGUUCUGGAAACGUUGCAGAUGAUUGAAAGGGGAAAAGAUGUUCCACAGAAUCGGAACGAGGUCUUUGAUGAUAUUGAGAUGAGAGAGAGUAUACAGCCACCACCUUCACCAGAAUGUGAUGAGCUGCAGUUGUUGAAGAACAUCAAGCCACCAUUUUCACCAAACUCCGUGACCCAAAGAUGGCCUAGCACUUCGUCUAGCACACCUAAUGCCAGUUGCUGAUUUAUACUGAACUACUACAUAAAUGAUAUGAAUGUAUAUCUCAGAUUCGAUUAGAUGGGUUAAAAUAUGAAAUCUACUCAUCUACUUGAUUUGCUACUAUUAGGAAAACAUAUCCAAUCAGGCACAUCAUUACUAGGAAUGCAUGAGGGAAUGUAUAUAUUAAAUGGAGUUUUACAUAAUUAUCAUUAUGUUCAUACUUUGCGGCGCAAUUGUAAGACCAGUUUAUCUCCUGGAGUUUUGGCUUGUAUAAAUACUUGAGGUUACUCUAAUAUUUAAUCAACUAAGCUUUAGUCCUCUUGGACUGUAUGAUUGUGAAUA